Molecule: messenger RNA, 3066 nt
Organism: Anoplophora glabripennis (Asian longhorned beetle)
Lineage: Eukaryota; Metazoa; Arthropoda; Insecta; Coleoptera; Cerambycidae
Gene: LKRSDH
Product: alpha-aminoadipic semialdehyde synthase, mitochondrial
Exons: 7
Coding region: 160-2958 (932 amino acids)
Cellular component (GO): cytoplasm
Molecular function (GO): saccharopine dehydrogenase activity
Source: RefSeq, a predicted model, not a curated record
UCAGUUCAUCUAAGAUGCUGACUGUCUUCGUGGGAAAUAUCAACAAACGAGCCCUGGUCUUUGGACUGAAAAAGAAAUUGAUGAAAUAAAAAGUUUAAUAUUAUUGAGAAAGUGGAUAAAUUAAAGUAUUUGUGCGCCAAAUUUGUGGAAAAAUUAAAGAUGUUGAAGGUGCGCAGUUGUUUUUUGAAAAGAGAAAAGAUUGGGCUUAGGGAUUAUGCCACUACGAAAAACAAGAUCAUAGCUAUUCGAAGAGAAGACCAAAGUAUUUGGGAAAGGAGGGCACCGUUUUCGCCCAGCCACAUACGCAAAUUGGUCAAGAAAGGCGUGAAAGUCAUCGUUCAGCCUAGCAACAGAAGGUCUUACCCCAUGCAAUCUUAUCUAAACGCAGGAGCCAUAGUCCAAGAAGACAUAUCCGAAGCUAGCGUCAUUUUCGGUGUGAAACAAGUACCAGUGGACCAGCUAAUACCAGACAAAACUUACUGCAUAUUUUCCCACACGAUCAAAGCCCAGGAAACGAACCUUCCCUUACUAGACGCGAUACUCGAAAAGCGUAUUCGACUCAUUGACUACGAGAAACUAAUGGACGAAAAGGGGCAACGAGUUGUGGCUUUCGGAAAGAUGGCCGGUAUAGCUGGUUCGGUGAACAUCCUUCACGGGCUUGGGUUGAGGCUUUUGGCCCUUGGACAUCACACGCCUUUCAUGCACAUAGGGCCAGCGCACAACUACAGAAACUCCAGCAUGGCAAGACAAGCCGUUAGAGAUGCCGGUUACGAGAUUGCCUUGGGUCUCAUGCCAAAAUCUAUCGGGCCUUUGACUUUUGUCUUCACUGGUUCCGGCAAUGUUUCUCAAGGCUCCCAAGAGGUGUUCCACGAGCUGCCUCAUGAAUACGUCACGCCCGAACUUUUGAAGAAAGCAGCGGAGCAUGGAAGCUUGAAUAAGGUCUACGGUUGCGAGGUCCGGAGAAGGCACUACUUGGAAAGAGCCGAGGGUGGUGGUUUUGACCCUGUCGAAUACGAAGAACAUCCUGAACGAUACAUUUCGACUUUCAGCAAGAAGAUCGCGCCGUACGCUUCUGUCAUCAUCAACGGUAUUUACUGGGCUGUCAACAGCCCUAAACUCCUCACGAUUCCCGACGCCAAACACUUGCUGAGACCGGCGCAUACCCCUUGGCUCCCAACUUCCUUCGGAGCGCCGGCUUUGCCGCACAGGAUGUUGGCUAUAUGCGAUAUUUCCGCUGAUCCCGGUGGUUCGAUUGAGUUUAUGAACGAAUGUACGACCAUAGACACCCCUUUCUGCCUUUACGACGCCGACAGGAACAAAGACACGAAUAGCUUCAGCGGACCGGGUGUGUUAGUCUGUAGUAUCGAUAAUAUGCCCACCCAGAUUCCAAGGGAGAGUACCGACUUUUUUGGAGAUCUAUUGUAUCCGUUUAUAACGGAUAUCUUGCAGAGUGAUGCUCAGGAACCUUUGGAGAAGCAUAACUUCUCUUCUGUAGUGCACGGGGCCAUUAUAGCGAGUAACGGAAAACUUACACCCAAUUUUGAGUACAUUCAAGAAUUAAGGAAAUCGGCAAUCAAAAGCAGACAUAAAGCUGGCCUCGAAACAAAAGUGGCAGAAAAGAGCGUCCUCAUCGUAGGGGCAGGCCGAGUGGCAGCCCCCCUGGUCGAAUACCUCUACAGAGACAAAUCAAUCGACAUAACGGUGGCUUGCGAGAAAACGGAACUAAGCGAGAACCUAUCAAACAGUUACCCAGGCGUAGAAAACGUCUACCUCAACGCUUUAGAAGCCACUUCCUCCCUACAAGACUUGGUAAGGAAAGCGGAUGUCGUGGUUUCCAUUCUCCCCGCGAACCUCCACCCAAUCGUCGCCAAAGCUUGCAUUACCGAAGGAACCCACAUGGUGACAGCGAGCUACAUGAGCAACGAAGUCAAAGAUCUACACCAAGCCGCUGCCGAUGCUGGGGUGACUAUUUUGAGUGAAGUUGGUCUAGAUCCUGGUAUCGAUCAUCUACUGGCGUUGGAAUGCAUUCAAGAGGUAAAAGCAGGACGAGGGAGGGUUACCUCUUUCGAAUCCUUUUGCGGGGGGCUACCCGCUCCCGAGUUCAGUGACAAUCCUCUUCGGUACAAGUUCUCUUGGUCACCUAGAGGAGCGCUCUUGAAUACUUUGUCGUCCGCAAGGUAUCUCAGAAAAGGUCAAAUCGUCGAAAUCAAAGAAGGGGGCGAGCUAAUGAGGGCGGCCAAAGCCUUAGACUUCCUACCAGGAUUCAACUUGGAAGGCUUUCCGAACAGGGACAGUACCAAGUACGCGAAAUAUUACGGUAUAGAAGACGCAAAUACCAUCCUGAGAGGUACCUUAAGGUACUGCGGUUUUGCCCAAGCGGCGAAACAGUUGCAAUUCUUGGGGCUCCUGGAUACCGAGCCCCAUCCUAGCCUGCAUGCUCAGGGACCUGACAUCACUUGGAGGAAGCUCAUCUGCGACCUUUUGGGAGUGGAAGACUCGAACAUAUUUUACGAUAAUCUGAAGAACAAGAUAAACGAGAGGACUGGAUCAGAUUAUGCCGUGGACUUGUUGGAGGAACUUGGACUUUUGGAGGAGAAGAGCGUGGUGAAGUGCGGAUCGCCUUUGGACACAAUUACUCAAUAUCUGUCGACAAAAUUAGCAUUAGAAAAGAACGAAAGAGACAUAGUAAUUCUCCGGCACGACAUUGGUAUACUUUGGCCUGACAACAAGAAAGAAACGAGGGGGAUAAAUCUAGUGGUUUAUGGAGAUGUCAAUGGUCACUCAGCUAUGGCAAAAACUGUGGGAUAUCCUGCUGCUAUCGCUACAAAAAUGAUCCUAGAUGGUGAAAUUCAAGAACGUGGUUGCAUCUUACCUUUCGCCACUGAAAUAUACUUGCCUAUUUUACAGAGAUUAAGAGCUGAAGGCCUACAGAAUACUGAAACAUCUAAAAUCGUAUAAAACUUAUUAGGCAAGUUGUUCAAAAAUAUUGUCCAGUCUAUUUUAAAUGUAUCUAUUAUUUCUUAUUAUCUAUGUAUAAAUAUUAUUUAUAAAUAUUAAAAACAAUAA